Tribolium castaneum (red flour beetle) is the source of this 968-nucleotide messenger RNA. It is a transcript of the gene Dhpr, whose product is annotated as Dihydropteridine reductase. Gene Ontology annotation, cellular component: cytoplasm. Gene Ontology annotation, molecular function: NADH binding; NADPH binding; 6,7-dihydropteridine reductase activity. The transcript has 5 exons. The record is from RefSeq and is a predicted model, not a curated record. The coding region runs from base 164 to 877 and encodes 237 amino acids. Gene Ontology annotation, biological process: tetrahydrobiopterin biosynthetic process; L-phenylalanine catabolic process. Lineage: Eukaryota; Metazoa; Arthropoda; Insecta; Coleoptera; Tenebrionidae.
AACCUCCAACCUUGAAAAACGAAAGGAACUCAACAUUGAAUUUAGAUCAAUCUUUCGACUUGCGGUAAGACCGUGGUUGUGAAACGUUUUAUCAUUGAAAGUGCGCCUGAAUUCUCUCAAAUUUAAACAAAACCAACUCGAGACAAUCACAACAGUCCCAAAAAUGUCCCAAGCCGGCCGUGUUGUCGUCUACGGAGGCCGUGGAGCCCUCGGUUCGAAAUGUAUUUCGGCCCUCAAAGCCAAGAACUUUUGGGUCGGCUCCAUUGACCUCAACGAGAACUCCGAGGCUGAUUUAAACAUUGUUUUGGAAAAGGACUCCGAUCUUAUGCAACAGGAAACUACAGUCCUCGAAUCGAUCAAGACCGCCCUAAGUGGGGCCAAACUAGACGCCGUGAUCUGCGUCGCGGGGGGCUGGGCAGGGGGCAACGCCGCCAAAGAUUUGAUCAAAAACUCCGACCUGAUGUGGCGCCAAAGUGUGUGGAGCUCCCUGAUUUCGGCCUCCAUCGCGGCCCAGCAUCUCAAGGAAGGGGGCGUCGUGACCCUCACGGGGGCCAAAGCGGCCCUCGAGGGCACCCCCGGGAUGAUCGGCUACGGAAUGGCCAAAAGUGCCGUCCAUCACUUGACCAAAUCGCUGGCGGGGCCCAAGAGUGGCCUCCCGGAGAAUUCGCUAGUUGUGGCCAUUCUGCCCAUCACGCUGGACACCCCCAUGAACAGGAAGUGGAUGCCCAAGGCCGACUUCACCACUUGGACCCCCUUGGAGUUCAUCGCAGAGCUUUUCCUUGAAUGGAUUACGGGGAAAAACCGGCCGGAGAAUGGAAGUUUGUUGCAACUGGUGACGAAAAAUUCCACUACUGACGUCAUUCCACACAAGUAUUGAACACUCCGAGCGGAAAAUUGGACCAAAGCUAUUGUAUUUUUGUUGUUUUUGUGAAUAUAGUUUAUUGUUCUGAAUAAAGCAAUCAACUCAG